Molecule: messenger RNA, 680 nt
Organism: Paramecium octaurelia
Lineage: Eukaryota; Ciliophora; Oligohymenophorea; Peniculida; Parameciidae
Source: the annotation of a GenBank genome assembly
AAUGAAAUAAACUAAAAGAGCGGCAAAAUAUUAAAAAAAACCCUCUAAGGAAUUGAAGAACUAUAUUAUAGUUCUCUUAAAAUUAAAAAUCAAAAGGCCUUCAUAAAUAGCAAGAGAAUAUGGCAUACCUAAGUCGACCGUUUCUUCUUAUGUAAAGGCUAAAGGACCCAUGUAUAAACCACUGGAGGAUUAAAUCUUUUAUAGAUUAAAAAGAAGGUUGGUUAUGGGUUUUUAGACUUUAUCUAAUUAUAAAUGUGAUCGACUGGUAUUGAAGGAUAUUAAGUUUUACCUUGAAAAUGAAGAAUUCUUUUAGUUCACGGAUACCAAUCCUUUCUUAAGAUUGAUUCCGCCUACUAAAUAGGAUUCUUAAAGAUCAAGACCUUUUAGAAGGGUUCUGGAUUUAGGCUUAGCUUAUUUUAAAUACUUAUAAGCAACUUAUCCACCUGAUAUAUCUCAGACAUAAUUAGAUGAAUUAAUUAUGAAAGAAGGCUAAGAACCUUAAGAAGGUGAAGAGCCUUAAGUUGAAAAUGAUUUGUAUGAAGGAAAGGAGUAAUUAAAGGAAGAAAAUUAGAAUUAAAUUCCAACAGAACAAUAGAUAGACUCCUUUUUCUUUUUUGGAAACUUAGACUCAUACUCUUAAUUCUCAACUAAUUUUUGAUUAAAUGAGAUAUGUAUAUAUA